Puccinia graminis f. sp. tritici CRL 75-36-700-3 is the source of this 504-nucleotide messenger RNA. RefSeq lists its product as uncharacterized. Bases 1 to 504 code for a protein of 167 amino acids. The record is from RefSeq and is a predicted model, not a curated record. NCBI's taxonomy places the organism in Eukaryota, Fungi, Basidiomycota, Pucciniomycetes, Pucciniales, Pucciniaceae. The transcript is spliced from 3 exons.
AUGGAUCAACUACGCAACGGACAAUCCAUCCGGCUCACCCGGAGUGCAGUAGCCCGAGGCCGAUCAUGGUAUCUGGACGCGGUCAAUGGCGGCCCCACCAGCAUGGACAUAUUGGUCACCUGGCUCUCAACCCCAGGAAAUUACGACCGAUGGUUGAGUACACCCAUCCCCGGACCUCAUCGAGAAGAUUUCUGCACCGAAAUUGUUGAGAUCAUGCAACAGCACGGUAUCCACCACCGCAAUGCCAUGGGUAUCAAUAACCGUAUUCUGGUCAUCCGAAGAUCAUACAACAGCGCCCGAGAUUUUUUCAAUCAUGCCACACGAGCCGGUGAGGAAGUUGACCCUAUUGUCUUGGUCUAUGUCCGAAGGGUGUGCCAACACUGGGAUCUCCUUGACCCAGUGAUGGGGCCUCAGGAUGUGGACAUCCAACCGGGAGAUCACACCAGACGGCCCAGUGGAGGAAUAUCUUCAGAUGAUGAAUCCACUAACACUAACAGCACAUGA